Messenger RNA from Puntigrus tetrazona (Sumatra barb), 1085 nucleotides. RefSeq names its product calmodulin-like 4b (gene calml4b). The record is from RefSeq and is a predicted model, not a curated record. The coding region runs from base 94 to 588 and encodes 164 amino acids. Lineage: Eukaryota; Metazoa; Chordata; Actinopteri; Cypriniformes; Cyprinidae. Gene Ontology annotation, cellular component: myosin II complex. The transcript is spliced from 5 exons. Gene Ontology annotation, molecular function: calcium ion binding.
CUCGAGCGCCGCCUUCAGGGAUUAAAGUGAGUUUCCUUACAAACCUGCAGCCGAGAUCCUCUCUCUGACACACCAAGCUGUGGAGCAGAGGACAUGGCGAAGUUCCUCAGUCAAGAUCAAAUCAACGAGUAUAAAGAGUGCUUCUCGCUGCACGACCAGAAGCGCAGGGGGAAAGUGAAGGCGCGGGAUCUGCUAAAGGUCAUGAGGUCACUGGGCUGCUGUCCGACCCUGCAGGAGCUCGACAGACACCUGCUGAGAAAUCACAUCGAUAAGAGCGGCGAGUUGGACUUCUCCACGUUUCUCGGCGUAAUGCACGCUCAGAUCCAGCAGGAGAACCCGAGGGCCGAGAUCCUGCAGGCCGCGAGGAGGAUGGACACGAGCAAACGAGGCUUCGUCACGGCGUCCGAGCUCAGGGCCAGGCUCACAGGCUUUGGAGAGUGUCUCACAGAUCAGGAAGUGGACGAGCUGCUGAGAGAAGCUGGGGUGACCGGUGACGGACAAGUAAACGACGAGGCUUUCUCAAAGAUGGUGACCUUCCUGACCCGCGACGAAUCGGCUGUGGCUCCAGCUGCCUCUAAAUCCUCCUAAAAUGGCAGAGAACUACAGGAGCAGCGAUGAAACACCUGCCAGGACGCUUCAAUCAUUAACUAACGAGCGUGGGAUUGUUUCCGAAGCCACCACAUGCAUGCUUUUUUUUUAUAACAGCUGGCUUAACGUUGGCUUUCUAGAGCUUUCAGACUGUUCGUUAAUGCAUUUUGUAACACCACUGCGUUCCCAUCGGGCUCGCAGUGCCCUCGUGUGUUUAUGCAGAGAAUGUUAUUUUAUUUACACCCUUCUUAGAAAUGCAUUCAGUCUCCUUUCAACCUAAAAACAAUAAAGGUGCACGUGGAUCACUAAAUGCCCUCUCUCUGUAAAAACGUGCUUAAACUAUUUAUUAUAAGCUAUAAAAAGCAAGGAGCGAAAGCGAAAUGUUGUUUUGUGAGCAUCACAGAGCUCAUAAAUUCCCUUGUUGUCGUGUUAUUGUUUGCAUGGAUUUAUGCCUCUGUGUCGAGAUAAUAAACUGUUGGGGUAGACUCACUCCCUAA